CACUAACGUGGCAUUCCGAAUAGAGUAGGAUCAACUCAAUGGCGUCUUCAUCCUCCUCACUGCGAACCAUUGGAGAGGACGAUGAAUGUGCCUUCGACGGAUCUGAAUCAGGCUACGUCGACGCCCGAACGCACUGCGACCAUCUCAGCUCCUUAUCCACGGAUUUGGUGCAUAUUCCAACUCCCGGAACACCUUGCAACAGGUGUGAUCAUCCAAAAGAGAACUGGGUGUGCUUGAGCUGUAAAGUUGUCCUAUGCAGCCGGUUCAUCAACAAGCACAUGCUCGAGCAUUACCAUCAAGAGCACCAUGCUGUGGCUCUCAGCUUCAGUGAUCUGUCUGUGUGGUGUUUCUCUUGCGACGCCUACCUUGAUGCACAAGUGAUCCCGUCACUGCGCCCUGCCCAUGAAACUGCAUACAUAUUGAAAUUCGGUAGCCCUCCACCUUCCCGAGGAAUCGCUGCUUCAGGUGUAAUAUGACAAUUGACGACUUCAUAUCUAAUCGGACUCGACUGCUUUGCUUCAAUCUCCUUGGAUAACGAAAAUAUUUAACUCGCCGGUCUCUCUCUGGAAUGCCUUUGCUUCAAUCUCCUUGGAUAACGAAAAUAUUUAACUCGGUGGUCUCUCUCUGGAAUGGCUUUGCUUCUAUUCAAACAAAAAGCAAAUUAUCUGUAUUGUAAUGGAAAGUAUAUAUAUAUAUAUAUAUAUAUUUGUGUGUGUCAGCCU
Messenger RNA from Andrographis paniculata, 722 nucleotides. RefSeq lists its product as uncharacterized. Lineage: Eukaryota; Viridiplantae; Streptophyta; Magnoliopsida; Lamiales; Acanthaceae. The coding region runs from base 39 to 476 and encodes 145 amino acids. Gene Ontology annotation, molecular function: zinc ion binding. The transcript is spliced from 4 exons. The record is from RefSeq and is a predicted model, not a curated record.